AUGCGCAGUACGUAGCUGACAUCUAAUACGUCAUUUCAUGCGUCCUAUGGUACUGGUAUGGUCUGUGGAACACGCUAGUGCCAAUAAUAAAUUACUGUGUACUGGCUGCUGAGUUAAAAUUAUUUUGCCUGACCGACGUUUAGUAACUUACGUUAGUAGUUCGCGUGUCGCCUAGCGAAUUGUUGGGUAUUGUCUAAGUUAUUAUGGCGAAGAUAGGGGCAAUCAUUGUCGACCACGUGGAAAUCGAUCGUUACAAGGAGGUCGUAGGAAAACGAAUGCGACUUGCCCAUUGUAUCGGAUUUUGAGUAGUCAAUUUAGACGCCUAUUCUCUCAUCAGUAAAAGUAAUCGUAUUUGUUGCGAGUCCGAUGUGGUACGCUAACUUUACUGGUGGUGACCAUUCAAGAUCCACCGGAACGCCUACCGAUACUGUGGCAGGACAUACUUCCAAGUGUGUCUGUCAGUUGAUUGCAUUGACCGCAGUCGUUUACGCAUUGUCUGCUUGUGGAGGAGUGGAUAUUGUGAAGGCCCGAAGGAGAUCUGCAAGCAGUGACUACGAAACGACCGGUGGUAGCUUGCCACCUUUGCCUCUAACCAGCGUAUCCUCAUCGGUAAUCAAUGGUCGAUACGGUCGCAAACAUAAAAGGCUAAUCAGAUCAGCUGCACCUAUCCUAGUACGGUCAGAGCCACACGAGUCAGACAUUUAUAAUGGAGAUGUUGUUGAAGUCAAUCCGGAAGAACUGCUUAAAUCUUCUGAUUCUGAGAACGAUGAGCCUAACGAUUACAAGGAAAAUUCAUACUUUCCUGUUCGAAUAGGGUCUGUAAUUAACGAGCGUUACCAUAUUGUCAAAAAACUAGGUUGGGGUCACUUUUCCAUUGUGUGGUUAGCAUGGGACGUCGUAUCACAUAGUUUUUUGGCACUUAAGGUCGUUAAAUCUGCUGUAGACUACACAGAAAGUGCUUUAGACGAAAUUCGAAUGCUUAAAUGCAUUCAUCGACUCGGAGAUAAAGACAUUAACAGAAUGAGACUAGUUGAAUUAUUCGAUAAUUUUCGGCUAGAUGGUUUAAGAGGUCCACACGUAGUUAUGGUGUUUGAAGCCUUAGGACCAAAUUUGUUAAAGCUUAUAAAAAAGACCAAUUACCAAGGUAUUCCAUUGUACCUGGUUAAACAUAUCAUAAGACAAGUCUUACAAGGUCUCAAAUAUCUUCACGAAACAUGUCAUAUCAUUCACACUGAUAUCAAACCGGAAAACAUUCUAAUAUGUGCGGAUUAUAGUUAUAUCAAAACUAUGGCUGACAAUAGCUAUAAACAAAUGCCCAUUUUAAGUUUACACAACAAAAAGAUUGGAUUUGCUAAUGAUACAGCUGAAAGAUUACAGGGUAUUGAAGAUGACCAACAUUCAGAGCACAUGAACUAUAAUGAUUUAGAAACAGAAAGUUAUAUAGAAUCGAGUUGUUAUUACAGAAAAAUUAGUAAAUUUAAACGUUUAUAUGAAUUAUUAGAUGACUUAGGAAGUCUUAAUAUAAAAAUUGCUGAUCUCGGAAAUUCCUGUUGGGAGAAUAAUCAUUAUACGGAAAACAUUCAAACUCGACAGUAUCGUAGCUUAGAAGUUUUGUUGGGUGCUGGCUAUGGUACACCGGCAGAUAUCUGGAGUACUGCAUGUCUGGCUUUCGAGUUGGCUACAGGAGAUUUUCUAUUCGAUCCACAUUCUGGUACAACUUACAACAAGGAUGAAGAUCACUUAGCUCAUAUAAUUGAAUUGUUGGGAUGUAUACCCAUGUAUGUUAUUCAAAGUGGAAAAAAUUCGGGACAUUUUUUCAAAAGUAACGGUAGUUUGAAACACAUAAGCAAUUUGAAACCAUGGAUUCUUUAUGAUGUGCUUAUUGAAAAGUACGAUUGGGACCCAAAAGAUGCCAAAGCAUUUGCAUCAUUUUUAGUUCCAAUGUUAGACUUGGAUCAAGACAAUCGAGCUUCAGCGACACAAUGCCUUUUACAUCCUUGGAUGUUGGCGUAAAUUUAGCCAAAUUAAAUAAAAUAAUGAAAAUAUUUUAUAGUGUACAACCUUUUUUUAUGUAUUAAUUGUUAUUGUUUUUAUGUAUCAAUCAUGCAUUUCUUACUAUGAUGAUAAUAUAAUAUGUGUACUUAAAAUGUGAAAAA
Messenger RNA from Daktulosphaira vitifoliae (grape phylloxera), 2156 nucleotides. RefSeq names its product SRSF protein kinase 1-like. Lineage: Eukaryota; Metazoa; Arthropoda; Insecta; Hemiptera; Phylloxeridae. Gene Ontology annotation, biological process: spliceosomal complex assembly; protein phosphorylation; regulation of mRNA processing. The coding region runs from base 367 to 2013 and encodes 548 amino acids. The record is from RefSeq and is a predicted model, not a curated record. Gene Ontology annotation, molecular function: protein kinase activity; ATP binding. The transcript has 10 exons.